Molecule: messenger RNA, 1296 nt
Organism: Glycine soja
Lineage: Eukaryota; Viridiplantae; Streptophyta; Magnoliopsida; Fabales; Fabaceae
Product: 18S rRNA (guanine-N(7))-methyltransferase RID2-like
Exons: 9
Coding region: 63-935 (290 amino acids)
Biological process (GO): rRNA (guanine-N7)-methylation
Cellular component (GO): nucleolus
Molecular function (GO): rRNA (guanine) methyltransferase activity
Source: RefSeq, a predicted model, not a curated record
AUAAAGUAGAUAAAUAUGCUUGAAACGGUGGUGUGUGGGUUUUAGGGUUUUUGGCAGCAAGGAUGGCGUCGAGACCAGAGGUAGUUGCGCCGCCUGAGAUUUUCUACGACGAUGCCGAAGCUCGCAAGUACACCUCUUCUUCCCGUAUUGUUCAAAUUCAGGCGACGCUGUCAGAGAGAGCUCUCGAACUACUUGCUUUGCCUGAUGACAGCGUUCCUAAAUUACUCCUUGAUAUCGGUUGUGGAUCGGGACUUAGCGGUGAGACACUCUCCGAGAAUGGACACCAUUGGAUUGGGCUUGACAUUUCAGCAUCAAUGCUUAAUGUUGCGGUGGAGCGAGAGGUUGAGGGUGACCUUUUACUUGGUGACAUGGGUCAGGGUCUAGGAAUUCGUCCUGGAGUUAUUGAUGGGGCCAUCAGUAUAUCUGCGGUUCAGUGGUUAUGCAAUGCUGAUAAAUCCUCUCACAACCCUCGAUUAAGAUUGAAGGCCUUUUUUACAUCUUUAUACAAAUGCUUAUCAAAUGGAGCUAGAGCAGUAUUUCAAGUGUAUCCUGAAAAUAUAGACCAACGUGAAUUGAUUUUAAAUGCUGCAAUGCAUGCUGGAUUUGCUGGUGGUAUAGUGGUGGAUUUUCCACACAGUUCUAAGAAGAGGAAGGAGUUUCUUGUUCUCACUUGUGGUCAACGCUCGGUAAAUGUGUCCAUUUCCAAAGGUAAAAAUGAAGAUAGGGAGAGUUGCUCUGAUGAGGACAGUGAAGAUGAAGAAAAACAGACAGUAUGUAUAUCAGACAGGCAUAGACCGCGGAAGAAACAGAAGAAUAAUAAGAGUGGCAAGGGAAAGGAAUGGUUACUAAGGAAGAAAGAGCAGAUGAGAAGAAGAGGAAAUGUUGUUCCUCCAAAUACCAAGUACACGGGUCGGAAACGGAAGGAUCGCUUUUGAUCUUGUCUGGCAUUUGCCUCAGGGUCGUGAGUAUGAAAAGCUAGUCCUAUUUGUUAUUUGUUAAUUGCCGUUACCAAUUGCAUCUUGCUCGGGUCUUGAAGGCUACUCAUACAUGCACGUUCCUGCAGUCAAAGGUGUUUGAUGGAAGCCUUGAAGGAUAUGUGGUAUGUUGGAAUCAGUUUUGUUUUUUCUUUUCUUGAGGGGAAAUCCUCAGCCAUUGGGGCUAUGAUUUUGUACGUGUUUUUAAAAUACCGAUAAAUAUCAUUUUUGCUUUAGUUGUAUCUAUUUGGCCAACUUAUGCAUUUAAAUGUGAGGCGCACAAUUCCAGAAUACAAGUAGCUUUUCAAGUUAUGAGUGAUUA